Molecule: messenger RNA, 2019 nt
Organism: Alternaria conjuncta
Lineage: Eukaryota; Fungi; Ascomycota; Dothideomycetes; Pleosporales; Pleosporaceae
Exons: 2
Coding region: 1-2019 (672 amino acids)
Biological process (GO): regulation of transcription by RNA polymerase II
Cellular component (GO): mediator complex
Molecular function (GO): transcription coregulator activity
Source: RefSeq, a predicted model, not a curated record
AUGGCCACGCCAACGCCUAAAGACAAAGAAACCCCGUCGCGACACCUCAAUGCCUUCUCCUCGCCCGCCCCACGCAGCGUCCCUCCCUCGGGCAAUAUCAACAUGAUGUCGUACGACUCGCCCGCGGUGCUUAACAUGCUCAACGACGUCGCGAGCUCGGGCAUGGGAGGCGUGGGCAUGGGCAUCACCAUGAGCGGGCUGGGCAUGUCCAGCUUGGGCAUGAGCGCAAGUGCCAUGGGACGCGCCGACGAAGCAGAGCGAAGCCGCAGACUGCGCGAGAUCAUAGACAUCAUCGGCAAGAAGCCCGGACGCGUCAGCGAGCAGGGACUGCUGGCCCUUUGCAAGAAGAUGGACAUACCGUGCGAGAAGCACAUGGACGAGGCAGGCACCUGGAGUCUCUUGAUCGGAGACGAGGCCCUGUGCGACGUCACCUUCAAGAACGACGAGAUUGUCAGCGUCAAUCUCCAGACCGGCCUGGACGAAUCGAGAGCCGACCUCAACUUCGGCGCGACGGGCUCUGAGAUUCUCGUGCGCAGCUUGAAGCCUCUGCCCGGCCAGAGCAAGCUGAACGUCACGCUCGAGCGCUUCUCGGAGAGCUUGGAGAAGCUGCUGACGCUCGACAAGCUGGGCUCCCCGCAGAACGGCGGGCAUGAAAAGAAGACGGAGCUCGCAAAUAGGAAGCCGGAUGAGCGGUUCAGGACAUACAGGGCCGAGCGCGAAGUGCUGUGCAAGAAGAGCGGACGACCCAGGCUCAACGGCGGAUCGUGUCUCGGUCUGAGUUUGGAAUACUGGAUGGAUGGACGGUUGCAGAUGGAUGGGCCGACUGAGUCUGCCUCGUAUCCGGAAGACCAUCGCUGGAGUCGCAACAAGAUGUAUUCACUGACCAUCGAAUGCGAAUCUUCGCCGUCCACCCUCUACACGCCCAUCCGUAUCUCCGACGACUGGAUCAGCGACGCUGUGGAGAAGUCAGCCGACGCAGACGCAAAUGUCUCCCUAGACAACAUGCUAAUGAACGCAUCUUCGAUAGACUGGCUGGACCCAAAGCCGACCUACCUCGAACCCCCCGAGCAGACCGACGAUGCCAUGAACCUCGACUCGGCAGCUGGACGACUCCCAAACGUUCGCUUCGUCGCCAAGUUCAACCCCCCUCUCGUCGUACCGCUCGCUGUGCACAUGCAGCUAUACCAGAUCGUUGGCAUUGAGCCUCGCACCGACGACUUCCGACCGACCACAUUCGCAGGCCUGGCUCUGAGGCCAGGCGAGGUAGACCCAGGCAUGUCCAACACAACCGGCGACCGUACCCACGAGAUACGCAGCUCGCGAAAGGUUCUAGUACUAGAGCAAGACGCAUCGGGAAACGACUUGGACAGGCGACACGACAUGAGUCUCUACAUACCCAAGCUAGAGUACAGCCGCACGCUAGAAAGCCUGCCAUUCAGCCAUCCCAAGCAACUCGUUGAGAUGCUACCCGUGCUAAGACAGUACGCGCAUGUCACAUCACUCAUACGAGACUGCUUUUACCUCGCACCCGAAAAACCCGUUCCGACCCACAAGCUCGGCCAGCAAUCUACACCAAAAGCUGCACCGCAGACAUCUGCGCAGGGAGACCUACCUCGCCUUCAACUCGACGUCACCCUAAGCUACAAUCCGCCCACACCACGCUUCACCCUGCACGUCCCCCACCCCGAAGCCAUAACAUCUUCCCCCGACGUAGCAGACCUCAUCUCCAACCUCCUCUCCUCCACCUCCACCCCCGUCUCCACACCAAUAACAUACAACGCGCCCCUCGCCGUCACAAUCGACAUCCACCCCAACGGCGAGCUCGUUGUCGUCGAGCAGAACAUCCACGCCAAUAUCCACGCCAACCAAGCUUCCUCCAGUGACGAAACACAAUUUCAAUCAGAGCAACUUGAUCGGAAACUGAAAAUACUAGCUAAAGCACUGGAUGCAGCAGAUGACCUGGGUAUCUGGGCUGAGUGGCUUAGAAAAGAGGCACUGAGGAGUAAAAAGAAGGACUAG